UUUAACAGUAUCUCGUUAAUGGUGAAUAUCAAGCAUUAAUUUUGAUCGCGUGAUUUAUUUUGACGCUGAAAAUGUGCGUCGAGCGUCAGCAUGAAAAGGCACCUUUAAAUUUCGCCUUAUAGGGCCAAAUUUAUUAGAGAAACUGUAUUGUUGUAUGUAUGUACACAAUCAUAGCCACCAUAGUACUAACAGUGUCAAUGAGCUGAGCAACAGUGGUCAGUGAGUUGUUGGGUGAGAUGUCGGUGUAUCCGCGACACUUUGAAAUGUCAAAUUCGGCGAAAAUUUACGAGGAGUAGGAAGAUGCUAUGGCAGCUUCGGUUGUAUCACGCAACGAUGAGGAAGAGUUGAAUGGGGAAACGGAGUCAGAGGCCAGUAGUAUAUAUCAAGGCUCGGUAAUCUCUACCGUACCUGAUCGCCAUGGAUUUCUAGGCGGUUCACAAUACAGUCCAGAAAGGAAACAAUCUAUACCACCUGAUGUGAUAUUGCGGAGGGAGAGAAAAUGGAUACAGAUGCUGAACAAUUGGAGUCUUUUUAUGACCACAAAUUACCAUAAAGUUCGCAAGAGAUGCCGUAAGGGUAUACCACCUUCUGUGAGACUACGCGCCUGGCUAAACUUAUGUGGUGGUCAGCUUUUAAUGAACGAGAAUCCAAAUUUAUAUGAAGAAUUAAUAAAACGGCCCGGUGAUCCCAAAUACAUAGAGGACAUCAAGAAGGAUCUCCAUCGUCAGUUUCCACAUCAUGAAAUGUUUGUCGAGAAUGCACCUGGACAGCAGGAACUGUUCCAAGUUCUGAAGGCAUACUCCAUUCUGAACAGCAAAGUGGGCUACUGCCAAGCUCAAGCGCCUAUUGCUGCAUUUUUGCUGAUGCAUAUGCCGGCAGUGCAAGCAUUUUGGUGCCUCGUUGCGAUAUGCGACAAAUAUCUCAUCGGCUAUUACAGUCAAGGCAUGGAAACGUUGCUGCGCGAUGGAGAUAUUCUCUUCGCUCUUUUGAAGAGAGUCUCGCCCAUUGCGUAUAAGCACUUAAAAAAACAAAAAAUGGAACCAAUCUUAUACAUGACGGAAUGGUUUUUAUGCGUGUACACGCGAACAUUGCCAUGGGAAAGUAUUUUGCGUAUAUGGGAUAUGUUCCUUUGCGAGGGCGUAAAAGUGAUCUUCAAAGUAGGUCUGAUACUACUGAAAGGUAGUCUAGGUCGCACUUCUCUUAUCAAAUGUUGUCCAACGACAUACGAAACCCUCCAAGUGCUGAGAAACCCACCCCAACAUAUCAUGGAGGAAGAGGUCUUGGUUUAUCAGAUUCAGAGGUUGAAUUUGAGCGAAGAGGAUUUUGAAUAUGAGCAUCAGAGGCAAAUGUUGAAAAGAAAAGCGGCGGAGAAGGAAACUGCCAAUCGAACUGACUGAUGAUUAAGUAGUUAGAUGAAGAUAUGGGACGAAAUAUGACAACAUUUUAACGUGUAGCAUCCCAACGUGUGCCUUCCUUUCUGUUCUUCUGAUACUGUAUAGAUUUCGUAAUUUGUUAGAAUUUUUUCGUAUUGUAAAAUCGAUGGAUAUGAUAAAAAAUGGAUAGGUACAUAUAUUCUCAAAAUAGAAAGUUCCAUAUACUUUGUGCACACAUACGUAUACAUAUCCAUAUUCUCUGAGCAGCUGGAGUGCAUUAUUUACAUCUAUUUCCUUCGUUAUUAAUCUUCAUUAUCAGUACGUAGUCUAUUAAAAAAAAGAGCACAAUACAUUUG
Messenger RNA from Trachymyrmex septentrionalis, 1729 nucleotides. RefSeq names its product TBC1 domain family member 10A-like (gene wkd). Bases 306 to 1397 code for a protein of 363 amino acids. Lineage: Eukaryota; Metazoa; Arthropoda; Insecta; Hymenoptera; Formicidae. The transcript has 5 exons. The record is from RefSeq and is a predicted model, not a curated record.